AUGCGCGCUCUACACAUGGUCAGAAGCUCGCCGGGCUGGAGCUCUUGGGCGCCCCCACCCCGCGCAGGAGGCGUGGAGGGCGGGGCGGAGGCUGCCCGGGGCUCCUCCCCUUGCCGAAGCAGCGCGCGGGACAGAGCCGGGUGGGCCAGGCAGGCGGGCGGGCAGGCGGGAGCGCAGCGGCCCUGCGGGCGCGGGGGAGAAGGGCCGGCUCCUCCUGCGGGCUCUGCUGGCCUCCCGCGGCGGGCGGGCGGGAGACGCUCCAUUGCCCGGCCUGACCUGGCCCGCCGCCCGGCCGCCUUCGGGGGGAGCCCGCCGCGGGGCUGCAGGGCCGCGGGAUGGCUGGGCGCGGGGGCCGGGGCGCCUGGCGCAGGAGGAGCCCCCGCUAGGCCCGCGCAGCCCUGCCCGCCGGGGAGCGCCGCAGCCGUCGGGGGAGGCCUGCUGUGGCUGGCGCUGAGCGGCCCGGCGGAGGCGAGGCGGCCGCGGCGAGGGGAGGCGGGGGAGGCGGCCAAGCGGCGGCGGCAGGAGGAGCCGUCGGGGGCGGCGGAGGAGCGGGUGCCGCUGGGCCGCGUGGCGCGGGACUACGUGGCGCCGUGCCUGGGGCUGUACGGGCUGUGCGUGAAGGACGGCUUCGCGGGCGAGGCGCUGGGGGCGGCGGUGCUGGCCGAGGUGGGCGCCCUCCACCGCGCCGGCAAGUUCCGCGACGGCCAGCUGGCCAGCCCCGCCGGGCCCCCCGCGCGCACCGUGCGCGGCGACCAGAUCGCCUGGGUGGAGGGCCGCGAGCCCGCCUGCCGCGCCAUCGGCGCCCUCGUCGCCCGCCUCGACCGCCUCCUGCUCCACUGCGCCGGACGCCUCGGCCGCUACCACAUCACCGGCCGCACCAAGGCCAUGGUGGCAUGUUACCCCGGCAACGGCAUGGGUUAUGUGCGGCACGUGGACAACCCCAGCAGGGACGGGCGCUGCGUCACCUGCAUUUAUUACCUGAACCGGCAGUGGGACAGCAAGGUCCACGGGGGGAUCCUGCAGAUCUACCCCGAAGGGCGGUCGGUUGUCGCCAACAUAGAGCCCAUCUUCGACCGCCUGCUGCUCUUCUGGUCGGAUCGGCGCAACCCACAUGAAGUGAAGCCGGCCUACGCAACAAGGUACGCCAUCACGGUCUGGUAUUUUGAUGCCAAAGAGCGGGCAGAAGCCAAAGGGAGGCAUCAGCUGGCUGCUGCCCAGAAGGAGGACCCCCCUCCCGCCACGCUGACCAACGGCCCCACCUGACAGGAAGCCGGAAGAUGUCGUGGAGACUGGACAGCCAGAGAUGCUGGGCUCUCUUGGGCCAUUUCAAGCCGCCGCCGCUGCUGCCGCCGCCACCACCUGCGUCUGCUGCCCCGAACCCUGGCCAGGUGUGGCGGGAGGGUCCGUAGUCCCGGCCCAGAAGAGGAAAAGGGGUUGCUUAGGGCGAGCGGAGCCCGGAGGAGGAGAAAAGGGCUGGGCAGGCCUUGCAUUUGUAGGAACAGCCCCUCUGCUAAGGUUCCUUUCCGCUUCCUUGUUUCAAGGGGGGGCCCUUCCCUGCUCAAGGCCCCAUUGUAGGUGCCCUCCUCAAUGGCAGGGACCUUCCAGUUCCCCCCAGAGCUGCUGUGCAUGCUUAGCCUGCUCAUGUUGAUCCAUCAGUCAGUCAGUUGCGCUCAAGAGAGAGCAGGAAAGCCCCAGGAGGACGGAGGGGAGGGCAGCGAGGGGGGAGGAAGAGAGGAGAUGGAAUAAACAUUACCUCACGGAAA
Messenger RNA from Heteronotia binoei (common prickly gecko), 1763 nucleotides. It is a transcript of the gene EGLN2, whose product is annotated as egl-9 family hypoxia inducible factor 2. Gene Ontology annotation, biological process: peptidyl-proline hydroxylation to 4-hydroxy-L-proline; cellular response to hypoxia. NCBI's taxonomy places the organism in Eukaryota, Metazoa, Chordata, Lepidosauria, Squamata, Gekkonidae. The record is from RefSeq and is a predicted model, not a curated record. Gene Ontology annotation, molecular function: peptidyl-proline 4-dioxygenase activity; L-ascorbic acid binding; ferrous iron binding. Gene Ontology annotation, cellular component: cytoplasm; nucleus.